CUACACAUCAAAACUGCUAGAAGAACGGAGGGACGGAAGCAGCAGCAGUACACCUGAGAAAUCCAACACCCCAGCGACCAUUCCACAAAGCAAAGAGUAUCUCCAGUCCUGUCUCUGGGUGAGAGGAAUCACUGGAGCCAUGAAUGCCUCACGGUUUCUCUCCACUCUCACUGUUGUGCUUCUCAUUGGAGAGAGCCUAGCUUGGUAUUACAACACCUCCAUCGAACUCAUGACAUACGAUGAAGCCAGUGCGUACUGUCGACAGAAGUACACACAUCUGGUGGCAAUUCAGAACAAAGAAGAGAUCAAUUACCUGAACUCCAACCUGAAAUUUUCACCAAGUUAUUACUGGAUUGGAAUCAGAAAAGUCAAUAACGUAUGGAUCUGGGUGGGGACCCAAAAGCCUCUGACCGAGGAGGCUAAGAACUGGGCACCUGGUGAACCCAACAACAAGCAGAAGAAUGAGGACUGUGUAGAGAUCUACAUUAAAAGACUCAAUGACCCGGGCAUGUGGAACGACGAGAGAUGUGACAAAAAGAAACUGGCUCUGUGCUACACAGCUUCCUGCACUCCUGCAUCCUGCAGUGGCCACGGUGAAUGUGUAGAGACCAUCAACAAUUACACUUGUCAGUGCCACCCUGGCUUCCUCGGACCCAACUGUGAGAAAACUGUGACGUGCGAAGCGCAGAAGGAGCCUGCCCACGGAAGCCUGGACUGCACACAUCCUCUUGGCCUCUUCCGCUAUCAUUCCACUUGCUCUCUCAGCUGUAACAGGGGCUACCUGCCAAGCAGCCCAGAGACCACCUUGCGGUGUAUGUCCUCUGGAGAAUGGAGUGCCGCUGCUCCGUCCUGCAAAGUGGUUGAAUGUGAAGCUUUGGAACACCCUACCAAUGGAGUCAGGAAAUGUUCCCCGAAUCCUGGGAGCUUCCCAUGGAACACGACCUGUACGUUUGCCUGUGAUGAAGGGUACAGGCGAGUUGGAGUCCAGAGUCUGCAGUGUACCUCCUCUGGCAUCUGGGACAAUGAGAAGCCCUCGUGCAAAGCUGUGACCUGUGAUGCCAUCCCUCAGCCCCAGCAUGGCUUUGUGAGCUGCAGGAACUCAACAGCUGGAGAACUGGCCUUUAAGUCAUCCUGUAACUUCACCUGUGACCAAAGUUACACGUUGGAGGGGCCGGCCCAGGUUGAAUGCAGUAUAGAAGGGCAGUGGACACCACAGAUUCCAGUGUGCAAAGCUGUGCAAUGUGAUGCUCUCCCUCAGCCCCAGAAUGGUGUAAUGGAGUGUGCUCAUGCUACGACCGGAAACUUUACCUACAAGUCCUUGUGCACCUUUCAGUGCAACAAAGGCUUCGAAUUACAUGGAUCAGCUCAACUUGAGUGCACAUCCCAGGGCCAGUGGACCCAGGAGGUGCCCUCCUGCCAAGUGGCACAGUGCCCAAGCCUUGAAGUGCCAGGAAAGGUGAACAUGAGCUGCAGUGGGGCGACCGUUUUUGGCACUGUAUGUGAAUUUACAUGUCCUGAUGGAUGGACACUCAAUGGAUCUGCAGUUCUGACAUGUGGUGACACAGGACACUGGUCUGGGAUGCUGCCUACCUGUGAAGCCCCCACAGACGACACCCAUCCCUUGGUACUUGCACUUUCUACAGCAGGAACCUUGCUCCUGGCAUCAUCUUCACUUCUCUACUUGUUGCUGAGAUACUUUCGAAAGAAAGCGAAGAAAUUUGUUCCUGCGAGCAGCUGCCAAAGCCUUCAAUCGUUUGGCAAUUAUCAAGUACCUUCUCACAUCAUCUAAGUUCACAACCAUCAGGAAAACAUAUGCAUCCUGGGAAAUAGAAUGAUAUGCCGAAGACAGCAGAAAAUGAGCUGCCCAUGGGACCCUGGUCUCUCAUGUCUGCUUAAUAACCAGGAUCCUGACUGUGGCUCAAAGUUCAGUGACAAGGCCAGCCCUCCACCGUUUCCUCUUUCCUAGCCACAGAACCAAGGACAUGCUGGCCACAGAAGGUUUCGGGUACGCUCUUCAAAAGAGAGUGAAGGCACCAAGGUCCCGGAACAGCAGAAUUCUAUCUUAGUCACUCCAGAAUCUGGGAAGAGAAACAGCAUUUUGUGGCUUUGCUUCUUUCUCUUGUUCCCCAUACAGUGUCUAGACUGUUAAUGCCGUUCUUGUUGUUACAGGGAUAAAUAGUAUUUGUCAGCAGUUGUGAGCAAACAGUUUUCUAUUUCUAUUGUGAAAAAAAGGCAAAAGUGCCAUAGCUUCAGGCUGUGGCAUGGGAGUGCUGUCAGAGGUGCCAGGUACAGAUCCUGCUGAGUGCUGUUAGCACUGCUAGGCAGGCUUACCGGAUUUAUCCCCAUGGGAUGCAGUGGGCUCUGAAAUAGUCUCAGACAUUGUGUUCUGUGUCCUUGCGUUGAAUUUACCAUGUUGUCCACCAUUCUUAUUUCAGUGCAAGGGUCAAAAGGACUUUUAAAAAAUCAGAAAUUCUGUGACCUUUGACAAGGCAAAAGUUAUCUGAAUUCAUUUUUAUUGGCAAACUCUAAUGUUUUGUCUGUAGUAAACUUAUCUUCAGGAUGAGGAAUUACUGAUGAGUUUAAUUCCCGAGAAUUAAACUGUAGCUGUUUUAAGACAUGGUACUACCAGAAUAAUAGAAUUUGAAGAGAGAGUUUGCAUGCUUGGGGGACUUUUUUUCACUCCUAAAAUGUGUUUUUUCUUUAGAAAAGAAAGAACUUCCUUGAGGCCAAAUGUUCUGAUUUAGUAGAAGUGUAAAUACUAAAAAGUGGAGGUGCAUUUGGAAGUGUUUGUUUGAAAGCUCAUCUAAGCAUAAAUACGCUUUGCAUUCCUAUAAAGGAGGUUCUUAAGUUGACAAGUAGAUACCUGAUUCUUGUAUAUUGUAUACAAUUCUAAAUCCAUGAUGAGGGUUCACCACAUAAUAGAUCCAGGCAGUAGAUUUUCAAAAAGUGAAAGUGUCUAACAGUUAUUCUGUAGUUGUUUCAUUCUCUGUGCUCAUAUGUUCUAGAAGAGGGGAAGCUUGUCUACACAAUGAUUAUGUUGUCUUACAGAGAUUAAAACUCCUAAGGAGUUUCACCUCUAGUUGGCAAUGACAAAUCCUUGAUCAGUAAGAACCCAAAUUGUUCCCAUCAAAAGCACCCCAGCUUCUGAAUUAACAUAUUAGAAAAAGAAAGGUUUUGAAAAGUGCUUAUAGAGUAGUGGCAAUGGAGAAACCAAUGGUGAGCAAGGAGUGUGACAAGCACUAGGACCAAAGGGGUAGAAGAGAGAAAGAGAGACCACAAGAGCUAGAGAGUAGCCAUUGUGAAACUACACACUGUAAAUGCUUAUCUAUUUUGUAUCAGAAAUAACUGUGUGAAAUAUGAAUGUGGUCUGUAUUUGAAUUUUAUAGAGUAUUUUAAAUUAUGAUUUAAAAUAUUUUAUGGUUUAAAGUAUGUAUUUAUUUAAAUAUGUCGAAC
Molecule: messenger RNA, 3453 nt
Organism: Alexandromys fortis (reed vole)
Lineage: Eukaryota; Metazoa; Chordata; Mammalia; Rodentia; Cricetidae
Gene: Sele
Product: selectin E
Exons: 13
Coding region: 140-1789 (549 amino acids)
Biological process (GO): cell adhesion
Cellular component (GO): membrane
Source: RefSeq, a predicted model, not a curated record